AAGCUAUAAGUUGAAUUUAUUUUGAACUAUAGCUUUAGCGCAAAACACCUAGGCCAAACAAUCGCCAAAAAUCAUUCUCAAUUAUCUACAACAAAAUUGUACAUCCUUAUUUUCUCCUACCUAUUUGGAAAAAAAAAAUUUUUAAAGCUGUUCUUUAACUAUUGAGUCAGGUGUCACUAAAUGAUAUGAAUUUUCAGAAACUUCCACCUGUUCCUAUAUUACUAACUUGUCUUCAGAUCUGGUUUUACAGUUAUUUUUAUUUUAUAUUUCAGCACUACUUAAUGUUUUCCAUAUAUCUUACCACGAUCGUAGUCAUUUGUGUAACAGUAGGUCUUCAAUAUAUUACAUUUGAACAAGUAAAAGAUGACGUAGCGAAAAAUGUUCUUUUGAAGGCAAACUCAACUGAUUUGCCCGUCUUCGCUCAUAGAGGUGGAGGUCAUGAUGCUCCUGAAAAUACUAUAGCUGCCAUAAGAGAGGCCAAAAAGAAUGGAGCAGAUGGUAUUGAAGUGGACUUAUCCUUCACUAAAGAUAACAUUGCUGUGCUUUUUCAUGACGAUACAAUGGAGAGAACAACGAAUGGAUUUGGCACGUUAUCUUCUAAGACGUUCACUGAAGUGCGAGAGCUUGAUGCUGCUUCCAACCAUAUCUACAGGACUCGCUACAAGGGAGAAAAAGUAGCCACACUAGAAGAAGGAAUUGAAGAGUGCUUGAAAUUAGAUUUAAAAAUUAUUCUGGAUGUCAAGGAGUAUGAUAGCAGAGCAGUUGCUAUAGUGAGUGAAAUGUUUAAGAAACACAAGGAACUCUAUAAGCAGGCAUUAGUUGCCUCUUUCUUCCCGUCUUUCAUUUAUCAACUUCGUCGCGUGGAUCCGGAUAUUGUGACGGCCCUUACUUGGAGACCCAAAUUUGUUUCUUUCACAGACAUCCCCAAUGGUAAGCCGAGGUUCGAUUCCUUUCCCAAAUCUCAGAUGGCUCGGAUGGGUGACAUUCUACUGGAGUGGGCAUUCCACAACAUCCUCUGGUACCUCACUGGUGUCUCAGCUGUUUUAAUACACAAAGACUAUCUAUCUGCUGAAUAUGUCCGCAUGUGGAAGAAGAAGAACAUAGAGGUCAUCGCCUGGACACCCAAUCACCGAAUCGAAAAAGAAUAUCUGCGAAAAGUCUUAAAUGUGACCCUCAUCACUGACACUCUUCUUUGACGCCUGCUUUUUCACUCUAACACCAGAAUUAUUAUUCAAAUCAAUUCUGUUGCAUGCGCAAGUAAUCAUUUCAUUGCAUAUGCAACAUUGUCGCUAUUGUGUUUAAAAAUAAAGACAGGAUAUCUGCCCCCACCUGGAAAGUCAUGAAUUUCGGUACUGAACAAAAUUUGUCAUGAUUUUAACUAUUAAAAAAAAAAUUCAUGGAUUUAGGUCACCGAAAAAUCUCAUUUUUAAAAUGUUAUCAUAAUGCUUUUUAAAAUGUAUUUUUUCGGGAGAAAAUAAUAAUUUCGUUAAGUCAUGAAAAGUUCUUGGAAUGAGGGAUGAAUUUGAAAAUCUAAAAUGUAGCAGAUACCCUGUAAGGAUAAUUUUGUAAGCGUUAUUUCAGUUCAACCUAUUUAUUUCUUAUAAGCUCCUUAUUUCCUCUCUCUCUCUCUCUUACUUAUAAACUAAAAUUUAUGCUUCGAAAACAAUUUCGAUAAUCAUGCUUGUCAAUCAAACGGUUAUUAAUCAGAAUCAUUUAAGGAGCUUUCUUUGUACACUGGACCAUUCCAUUGAGAAAUUUAAUUUCACUCUGAUAUUUACAUAAUACUAUAUUAAGAACAAAGCGUAUGUUUUUUUUAUUUAUUUAUUUUGUUCCAAUUAGCAUAUCAUUUGUACGUUAUUGUAUUCUUUCUUUUGUUUUUAUAAAACUGUGGGUAUUGAGUUGAUAUACAUUUUACAAUUUAAAAUUAACGCCAAAGACAUUUUUUCAAUGUAUGAUUUAAUGUUUAUGUCUUAUUGGAGAAAGUGUACUUCAAAUUUUAUAUGCUAAUUUUUAUACUGCAUAAUUAUUAUGUAAUAAAAUUUAUUGUAUCCUGGCA
Parasteatoda tepidariorum (common house spider) is the source of this 2056-nucleotide messenger RNA. Its product is annotated as glycerophosphodiester phosphodiesterase 1. Gene Ontology annotation, biological process: ethanolamine metabolic process; N-acylethanolamine metabolic process; phospholipid metabolic process. The record is from RefSeq and is a predicted model, not a curated record. Lineage: Eukaryota; Metazoa; Arthropoda; Arachnida; Araneae; Theridiidae. Gene Ontology annotation, cellular component: plasma membrane. Gene Ontology annotation, molecular function: glycerophosphodiester phosphodiesterase activity.